Messenger RNA from Spirodela intermedia, 635 nucleotides. NCBI's taxonomy places the organism in Eukaryota, Viridiplantae, Streptophyta, Magnoliopsida, Alismatales, Araceae. The record is from the annotation of a GenBank genome assembly.
AUGCCCAGGCGGGCGCCGAAUCCGGCGGAGAGGGCGCCGCCUUCCCCCCAGUUUCCCUCGUGAAUUCCUCACGCUGAAAAAAAUCCGUGAGAUCGACGUUGGAGCGUCUCACCUCGCCGCCGCGGACGAAGAAGACUGGAUUCCCCGCCGUGUUCGGUCGGGAAGGCAUGUAGAAGUGCUGGUAAAUGGGGACGAGAAGAGGAGCCGUCUCCAUUACACUCUCGGCCACUCUCAGAGCUUCGGCAGCGCCGUGAGGCUUCGAACCCCACGCGGACUCGCACCAGAAACGUCCCCACGAGACCUCGUGGAGGAGGUCGGACGUGGGGAGACAGAUUAGGAGCUGAAGCUGUUCCGGUGAAGCGGAGCGCCAGUUAGGAAACCCAGUUCCUAUCGGCAGGCCCUCCCGGAGGACCUCCCGGAGAUCUGGGGGGAAGAAGAACGCGUGGGACGACUCGAUCCUCGAGAUUUCCUCAUCGGAAACUCCUUCCACGACGGGUAAACCCAGUUCACGAAGCCGCCCGACGACCGUCUUGGCGUACGCCGCGAAGGAGAAGCACACACGCGGCGGCCGCCGCAGCCGACGUUGGAGGCCACUUUCCGCGGCGGCGUACUCGUCCUCCGCCGCCAUCGGCUAG